AUUACGGUUUAUCAUACAUUUAAAACAACAAAUAUCUUGUAGCGGUUAAGGUUAACGUUCCAUGAACAGUUUUUAAUAUGUUGAACAAUAUGAUAGUUACAGACUUAUACUAUAAGGAAUGGUAUGAAUAACCUACAGCAAACUGUAACAAUAUAUUAAAGUGUUCAGAUAUUGUAAAACAUUUUGAGAAGGGAAUUGGUAUCACAAUAUAUUACUUAUUUUCAACAGUUUGGCAAACGAUUGCAGGCAUUCGUUCGGGAACCGAUGCAAAUUGAACACGCUUAAAAAACAAGCAACACCAAACUGUGUACAAGUCGCAAAUCCGUGAUGAAAAGUUUCUGUUUUUUAACGUAAGGUCUGGAUUUAUAACUUUCGAUAAUUUCUGAAUCGCAAAAUUAAUAUCAUCAACAUUUGUUGAUCAAGUUAUGUGAAAAUACUAAGGUCGCAAUUUAAAGAUUUAGUCUACCUUUUGUGUUAAUUUUUUCUAGCGUGCAGGUUGUUGUGUUUAUUUUGCUAGUGAAAAAAAGUAAAAAAAAAUCUUCCAAACUGCCUAUUUUUUGUUCCCGUUUCAUCACCGUCAGACAAAAGCCGUUCCGGUAGUGUUGGACAGUGCCAACUAGAACAAACUAUCCGUCGGAAGAUACUCCGCUGAUCAUAAAGGUGCUAUGGACGAAAUUGAUCGGAAGAGUAAAAGGCCAUCCGUGAGCGGAUACAGAAGCACCAAAGUCGCCGGAUGUCGUUCCACUCGUGAUAAACAAGUUCCGGUGUUAGUUCAGACGAAAGUGAUGGCGACAACAAGGAAGGAGGGAUUCUCGAUUACAGGCGACGGGGACACAAACGAGGAGGAAAAAAGAGACGAAAGUCGGGCCCUGUCUCCGGCCAUUCGUUUAAGCCUAUCCGGAAUUGCCCCGCCAGAUCUCAACGAAAAUGACGACGAGCAAGAUGAUGAUGAAGAUGUGAUUCUGAUGGGACAUUAUUUCAAAAAUUGGACGAUAUUUUCAAGGAUGCGCAGAGGCACGAUGCCAGAUGGCCACCGGUGAAACGACGUGGUCAUUUAAAAAGAACGUUGGUGUUCUGAACUUAAUAAAUGGAUAGGAUCUAUGAAUCAAUCCGUUUGUUAGUUAGUGCAUAAAUAGUGUUUUAGAUGAAAUACAAUGAAAGAUCAAAUUAUA
Messenger RNA from Aedes aegypti (yellow fever mosquito), 1172 nucleotides. RefSeq lists its product as uncharacterized. NCBI's taxonomy places the organism in Eukaryota, Metazoa, Arthropoda, Insecta, Diptera, Culicidae. The record is from RefSeq and is a predicted model, not a curated record. Bases 666 to 1040 code for a protein of 124 amino acids. The transcript is spliced from 2 exons.